Molecule: messenger RNA, 2094 nt
Organism: Nannospalax galili (Upper Galilee mountains blind mole rat)
Lineage: Eukaryota; Metazoa; Chordata; Mammalia; Rodentia; Spalacidae
Gene: Snx5
Product: sorting nexin 5
Exons: 14
Coding region: 175-1389 (404 amino acids)
Biological process (GO): pinocytosis; intracellular protein transport
Cellular component (GO): endosome
Molecular function (GO): phosphatidylinositol binding; dynactin binding
Source: RefSeq, a predicted model, not a curated record
CUUGGGCUCGGGCUGAGCAAUAAAUUCCGCCCGCACUAGCGCGCGCGCUCUUUCUCGAGGCCCAGUGUCCAGUUCUCGCGUCCCCACCUCGCGUCCCCGUCGCGGCCCUGCAGUGUUGGUGUCCGCGUGGCGCGGAGCGAGGCCAGGCGGCCCCUACUCGAGGCCGGAGUCGCCAUGGCCGCGGUUCCCGAGUUGCUGCAGCAGCAGGAGGAGGACCGCAGCAAGCUGAGAUCUGUGUCUGUGGACCUGAAUGUUGAUCCCUCGCUUCAGAUUGACAUACCUGAUGCACUCAGUGAGAGAGAUAAGGUCAAAUUCACAGUGCACACCAAGACUACACUGCCCGUGUUUCAGAGCCCAGAGUUUUCUGUUACAAGACAGCAUGAAGACUUCGUGUGGCUGCAUGACACUCUCACUGAAACUACAGACUAUGCUGGGCUUAUUAUCCCUCCUGCUCCUACAAAGCCAGACUUCGAUGGCCCUAGGGAGAAGAUGCAGAAACUAGGAGAAGGGGAGGGCUCGAUGACAAAAGAAGAGUUUGCCAAAAUGAAGCAAGAACUGGAAGCGGAGUAUCUAGCUGUCUUUAAGAAGACUGUGUCCUCCCAUGAAGUCUUUCUUCAGCGACUUUCUUCUCACCCUGUUCUCAGUAAAGAUCGAAACUUCCAUGUUUUUCUGGAGUAUGAUCAGGAUCUAAGUGUUAGGCGGAAAAAUACAAAAGAGAUGUUUGGUGGCUUUUUUAAAAGCAUGGUGAAGAGCGCCGAUGAAGUCCUGUUUUCUGGAGUUAAGGAGGUGGAUGACUUCUUUGAGCAAGAGAAGAACUUCCUUAUUAACUAUUACAACAGGAUCAAGGAUUCCUGUGCCAAAGCUGACAAGAUGACCAGAUCUCAUAAAAAUGUUGCUGAUGACUAUAUCCACACCGCAGCCUGUUUGCAUAGCUUGGCCUUAGAAGAACCCACAGUCAUCAAAAAGUACCUGUUGAAGGUUGCAGAGCUGUUUGAAAAACUUCGGAAAGUAGAGGGCCGAGUCUCAUCAGAUGAAGAUUUAAAACUGACAGAGCUCCUACGAUACUACAUGUUAAACAUAGAGGCUGCAAAGGAUCUCUUAUACAGACGUACCAAAGCCCUUAUUGACUAUGAGAAUUCAAACAAAGCUUUGGACAAGGCCCGGUUAAAAAGCAAAGAUGUCAAGUUGGCUGAGGCACAUCAACAGGAAUGCUGCCAGAAGUUUGAACAGCUUUCUGAAUCUGCAAAAGAAGAACUGAUUAAUUUCAAACGGAAGAGAGUGGCAGCGUUUAGAAAGAACCUAAUUGAAAUGUCUGAGCUGGAAAUAAAGCAUGCCAGAAACAAUGUCUCCCUCUUGCAGAGCUGCAUUGAUUUAUUCAAGAACAACUAGUCUGCCUUCACUCUGAAGGACUCCAGUGUGAAAGCUAGCAUCACUUGCACUUAAAUCGUUACUGAAGAAGACAAAUAGACAUUGACUCUAGUUUAAAAUCAUGUGACUAUCUUGAUUUCUAUAAAUCUUAACAUUUAACCAUGUUGGUUUAAAAGUAUUUUCAUUGCAUGUAACUUAGACAUAACUGAUCUGUUCCUUAUGCAUUUAAUACCUCAAAGUAGGCAGAAUCUAAAUGCUGGAUUCUCCUAUAGUUUGUUGUGAGUUAAUAAAGGGUGCAGGAGAUGUGUGCCUUCUGGAGAUGAGAAGCAGUCACCUGGCCCAUGUCUGUCUCCAGUUCAUGUGCCUGUGCCAAUUAUAAAUAAUAACAAUUUCUUGUUAGCAGGGGGCAGACAUUCCAUUCUUUCAUUAGGUUCUCUUUCCCUGUUACCGUCGAGGUUCUUUGGUCAGUUGGAUUGCUUGUACAGUAGCAGGGACAGGAAGAUCUCCUUAUCAUGUACCCUGUGCAGUUCCUUUUUAUAAUUGGGACAUAAAUACUUGAGGAAAAGGAGAAUCUAUGGUUAUGCAUAGAAAAAUAUAACCUCUCUAGACUGGCCAGAUCUAAAAAUGAGAAAUAAGCUACAGUUGCUCCCCAAUGAUGGGACAUGAGUGUCCAAGCUUUUGAUUUUUCUUAUAAAAUAUGUAAUAAAAUAAUAAUUCAUGUUACUA